Messenger RNA from Australozyma saopauloensis, 2283 nucleotides. RefSeq lists its product as uncharacterized. The record is from RefSeq and is a predicted model, not a curated record. Bases 1 to 2283 code for a protein of 760 amino acids. NCBI's taxonomy places the organism in Eukaryota, Fungi, Ascomycota, Pichiomycetes, Serinales, Metschnikowiaceae. Gene Ontology annotation, cellular component: mitochondrial inner membrane. The transcript has a single exon.
AUGAGAUCUUUGACGCACACAGCUCUACGAAGAUUAUCCAGAAGAUCUCUUUCACAAACUCAAACAUGCUGCAAUGCUGAAAAGGAUCUACUUAGCUUUAUGGAGUACCCUCUGAAGGGAGACAAAGUCAAACCCAAGCGAAUCCUUAUUCUAAAGCCAAAUGAGACGAGAGACAAGAUGUUGAGCCAACAUCUUCAUGAACACAAGAGAAGACGGGGUACCAUCUCGAAGAAAAAGCUGCAGAUUGCACAAGAGAUGCUUAAGAUAGACUCAUUUCUUUCAGGAUCGGAGGCUACUUCUCAAUCGAGCAUGAUCGAAGCGGUUGAAUUUUUCAAGCCGCAGUCGGGAGAACCGCUUAACCAAGGAUCAGUCAAGGAUUUAACUCAGAAUUUGUACAAAAGUUUCACCAGAGAUCAGAUGAGACAAUAUCUAGCUGAACUGAGACACAAACAACCCCCUUCUAGAUACUCAAAACGGGAGAUUGCUGAAUACAUUGUCACGAAUAUUUGGAAAUCGGAAUCUGGUUCUACAAAUGCUACUUUUCUUUCGAAAGAAAUUGUUCCACUCUCCAAAAUGGAGCUCUUCUUUCUUUCGGCACAAAAUGGCUACAUCUUGCAGCACAUGAGAAACGCCGUUACAUCGCUUGAACUUGAAUCUGAUAACCAGAGCCUAGUGUUGAAUGGAACGGCAAGUCAAGUAGCCAAUGCAAAGGUGCUCUUGGCUGCCAAAUUCGAGUCUGUUUAUAAAGUUGAAGAGGACUUGUCCUUUAUUACUCACAUGUAUGAAAAGGAAUCGAAAUCGAAAUCGCUUGAAAAAAUCAUGAGGGAAAAUGACGUUUAUUCCGAGAAGCUUAAAGAUCACAAAUAUCUCCUAUGUUCUUUGCAGCCAGCAAAGGUGGAACGAGUAAAGAGGUUAUUGUUGUGGAACUUGAAUAACAACCAACAUCAUAAAACGCUCUUACACUUGCCUUCGAGCGCUGAGUUGGAGCACUGUCUGUUAAUACAAUACACUGACACGCUUUCUAGUGAUUGGGAAGGACGCUCGAAGUCACAUUUUCAUCUCAUCAAUGAAAGUCAUAGCCAAGAAGUGUCUUCCAGGGUCAAGAAUGAGUUGGAAAGAUUCUCAAACUUGCAAAUUGACGAUUUAGAUCUCAGUCUGGAUCCUGCGGAAGGUAUCCGGAACCAGGUAGUAAAUUCUGACGAGACUUUCGAUUUGCUUGAAAGACUUGGAUUCCUGAAAGAAGAUAUUGAACACGAAAAAUCCGCCGUCAGCCCAAAUCUUGAUGCCGAGAUGCCUAUGUCCAUGGAUGAGCAAAUGACUCCACAGCUGCGAUAUGAGCUGCACAUUGUAGAGUCUGACAAAGCCUCGCUUUAUUCCCAACUCACUGACUUUGGGUACCGAAGAGCUCUUCAUGGUGUUUCUGAGGGAAAAUUAGACUCAGCAAUAUUCACAGUGACGCUUGGACGUACUCUUUUUUCAAAAGACAGGGAGGAGAACUCUAUUUUUGGCACUGCUCCAAGUAAAGACAAACUUACUGAGUCCUUUUCGUUUUCGACAAACACGCCUUUGGUGUACGAUCAGGCACUCGCUCGAUUGAUGGUAAAGGAGGAAAUGAGCACUCAAGAUGACCCACAUAAUUAUUACCUACAGUUCAAGUUUUUACCAUCUCCAUAUGAAGAGGCUCUGGCAGAGGUAUUAGAAGACAAAAUGAAAUACCCACCAAUUGAAAUGUGGAUUCGUCUUAAUGAAAAGUCGGUCUUGGAUCUAGAAUCUGUUCAAGUUGUCACUGUGGAGGGCGAAAACAAUGCUUACGUGUGCCUUCCUAAACUCCCUUCAGACUUCAAGGUGACCUGUCAAAUGACCGGCGAAGUCUUGAACGGCACAAACCUUGCUAUUACAAACGGAACAAACGAAGACACAUACGUCCUCAGCCAAACUGCAAAAAAAUUCUCUCAUUUAUCUGCUCAACCUGGUGUCGAGAGGUAUAUCGGCGAUUUGCGGGUGGACUUUGCUAGCGGGACGAGGCCGCAUAUACCGAACUAUAUGGAUGUUGUUAUUAACGGGAAGAAGGUUCAAUAUGCAUUCAUUAGUUUGAGACACAGAAGAGAGCUCUCCUUAGAAUUGGAGAACAAAAAGACUGUGCAACUCAAUGUCAUCGACGGAGGCCAAUCCGGUGGUCGUAGGCUUGAGGUAAGAUUUAUUGGAGAGUAUGGGGAUGGAAUUUCGAGGGAAAAUUUCGAUCUGUUAAUCGACUAUUGUGCGGAGUUUAUUAGUGAGUUGUGA